AUGCCAGGAUUGUGGAUGAGUGGAGCUGCGAUCCGUGUUCGUGUCCGUUCGCCAUCUGUGAUGUAUAAGAAGAGCGCAAGUUUUAUCGAGAGUCAAGAGAAAUCCGAUGCUUCUAGUGAAGUCAAUGAAUUGAAUUUCAAUAAUUAUUUCUCGAAUUCCGAAUUUGAAUGUGGAAAUAGAGUGAUGGUUGUGGUCGAUUCGAGCCUGGAAGCUAUAAAUGCUCUAGAAUGGGCACUCUUGCAUACUGUUCAAGCAAAGGAUACAAUUAUUCUCUUGCAUGUUACCAAAAAAGAUGAAAAUUAUGAUGGAGAUGUUAAUCAAAAGGCAUAUGAACUUCUUCAUUCUAUGAAAAAUAUAUGUGAAUUAAGAAGACCUGAGGUGGACGUGGAGAUGGCAAUUCGAGAAGGCAAGGAAAAGGGAGAAAUAAUAGUCGAAGAAGCUAAGCAUAGACGGGUUUCUCUACUGGUUUUGGGACAGCGAAAACGAUCAAUAAUUUGGAGAUUACAGAGAUUUUGGUCGAUAAAGAAAAAUAAGGUCGAGGAUUACUGCAUUCAAAAUGCUAAUUGCAUGACAAUUGCAGUGAGAAGGAAGAACAAGAAAUAUGGAGGAUAUUUGAUUACUACUAGAAGUCACAAGAAUUUCUGGCUUUUGGCUUAA
Messenger RNA from Fraxinus pennsylvanica, 657 nucleotides. NCBI's taxonomy places the organism in Eukaryota, Viridiplantae, Streptophyta, Magnoliopsida, Lamiales, Oleaceae. The record is from the annotation of a GenBank genome assembly.